Messenger RNA from Candidula unifasciata, 1254 nucleotides. The record is from the annotation of a GenBank genome assembly. NCBI's taxonomy places the organism in Eukaryota, Metazoa, Mollusca, Gastropoda, Stylommatophora, Geomitridae.
GUCCCACUUUAUCUUGGCAGCGGGCAUCACCUUGCUGUUGGCUGCAAGUUUAAUUGUUGGCAUUGUGUUUGUUGCCAAGGAGCAUGGGUCAUCUGAACCAUCUGAGGAUGUGAGUGCAGUCUUCAAAAAUGCUGCUGUUGCUGCUGAUUCAACUCUGUGCUCAGAAGUGGGAAAGAACAUUCUGUUAAAAGGUGGUAAUGCUGUGGAUGCAGCUAUUGCCACAUUGCUGUGCAGCGGUCUAACCUCAGCACAGUCCAUGGGGAUAGGAGGAGGAUUUUUUAUGACAAUUUACAACAAUAUUGGUGUCCCUGGUGAAAUCAAAGGAUACUGGCUUGCUCACCAGAAAUAUGGCAGUCUUCCGUGGAAAGAUUUGUUUGAACCAGCAAUAAAUAUGUCACAGCAGGGAUUUCCUGUACCGAAGUCACUCCAUGAUGCUCUGUUAUCUGAUGAAAAGACGGUGUUAGAAGAGCCUUCAUUGAAAGCUGUGUUUGUAAAUCCAAAAACUGGAUACAUUUUCAAAGAAGGGGAGACUAUGACGAGGCCACAACUUGCAGUUACACUGAAAAUUAUCUCUGAUAAUGGCUCUGAUGCAUUUUACAGUGGUUCACUGGCUGACAGCAUAUUGCAGGAUUUGAAAGAAAUCGGUUCAAUCAUCACCAGACUUGACCUUCAAAACUAUGAAGCCUGGGAGAAGAAGCCACUAGAGAUAGUUCUCAAUGGAGGGAUCAAGCUUGUGUCGCCACCACCCCCAGCCAGUGGGGCUGUACUGUCAUUUAUCCUAAAUAUUUUGGAUGGCUAUAAUUUUACUGCAGGAGAUCUGGAAACAGACACCUUUACAACACUGACUUACCACAGGAUUGUUGAAGCUUUUAAAUUUGCUUAUGCCAAGCGAACGGAUUUAGGAGAUGAGAAAUUUGAGAAUGUCACAGAGCUAGUGCGUAAUCUGACAUCUAAAGCUUAUGCAGAUAGCAUACGUACGCUGAUCACAGACAAUGCCACUCAUGGUUAUGAAUAUUAUGGACCAACAUUCUAUGAUCGGGACACAACAGGAACAUCCCACUUGUCUGUGGUUGACCAACAGGGGAAUGCAGUAUCCGUGACGAGCACUAUCAAUGGCAGGUUUGAGAACAAAUGUCUUAGAAGAAUACUAAUGUGUCCUGCAGUUCUGGUCAACACAGAUGGCAGCGUGAAUAUGAUAGUUGGGGCUGCAGGCGGCUCAAAGAUUACUACAGCAACAGCAUGGGUUAGUGUUGA